Anoplopoma fimbria (sablefish) is the source of this 1759-nucleotide messenger RNA. RefSeq names its product enolase 1b, (alpha) (gene eno1b). Gene Ontology annotation, biological process: glycolytic process. Bases 131 to 1435 code for a protein of 434 amino acids. The transcript is spliced from 12 exons. Gene Ontology annotation, molecular function: magnesium ion binding; phosphopyruvate hydratase activity. NCBI's taxonomy places the organism in Eukaryota, Metazoa, Chordata, Actinopteri, Perciformes, Anoplopomatidae. The record is from RefSeq and is a predicted model, not a curated record. Gene Ontology annotation, cellular component: phosphopyruvate hydratase complex.
UAAAUUCUUCUUCGCUGACUUUCUACUUGUAAAUCGCUGACACACUUGCACGUCCAUUUGAACGCCGUUACCUUCGACUUUCAACCGAGUUGUCCAAAUUUGUCUGCUGUUGACAACAAGUUCCUACACCAUGUCCAUUGUCAAGAUCCACGCCCGAGAGAUCUUUGAUUCUCGUGGAAACCCCACCAUAGAGGUUGACCUUUACACUGACAAAGGCUUGUUUAGGGCAGCUGUACCAAGCGGAGCGUCUACUGGAAUCUAUGAAGCCUUGGAGCUCAGGGACAAUGACAAGUCUCGCUACCUUGGAAAAGGAGUUUCAAAGGCUGUAGAACACAUAAAUGCAUCUAUUGCGCCUGCACUUGUUGGCCAAGAUGUAUCUGUGGUUGAGCAAGAGAGAAUUGACCAGAUGAUGAUUGACUUGGAUGGCACAGAUAACAAAUCCAAAUUUGGAGCGAAUGCCAUCUUGGGUGUUUCCCUGGCUGUUUGCAAAGCUGGUGCAGCAGAGAAAGGUGUCCCCCUGUAUCGUCAUAUUGCUGACCUAGCAGGAAACCCAGAGGUCAUCUUGCCUGUGCCGGCCUUCAAUGUGAUCAACGGUGGCUCACAUGCUGGCAACAAGCUUGCCAUGCAGGAGUUCAUGAUCCUGCCCAUUGGCGCGAGCACCUUCAAAGAAGCCAUGCGCAUCGGAGCCGAGGUCUACCACAAUCUCAAAAAUGUCAUCAAGAAGAAAUAUGGUCAGGAUGCCACCAAUGUGGGUGAUGAAGGGGGCUUUGCUCCAAACAUCCUGGAGAACAAAGAAGCUCUGGAGUUGGUAAAGGAGGCCAUCGCCAAAGCAGGAUACACAGAUGAGGUUGUGAUCGGCAUGGACGUGGCAGCAUCCGAAUUCUACAGGGAGGGAAAAUACGACCUGGACUUCAAGUCUCCUGACGACCCGAGCCGCUACAUCACUCCUGACGAGCUGGCUGAUCUCUACAAGAGCUUUGUGAAGGAUUAUCCGGUGGUUUCCAUCGAGGAUCCCUUUGACCAGGACGACUGGGAGGCCUGGUCUAACUUCACAGGAAGCACAGACAUCCAGGUUGUUGGAGAUGAUCUCACAGUGACCAACCCUAAACGCAUCAGCAAAGCUGUGGAGGAGAAGGCCUGCAACUGCCUGCUGCUUAAAGUCAAUCAGAUUGGGACAGUUACCGAGUCCAUGCAAGCGUGUAAGAUGGCUCAGGAGAGCGGCUGGGGUGUGAUGGUCAGCCAUCGCUCUGGUGAAACUGAAGACACCUUCAUAGCUGAUUUGGUGGUCGGCUUGUGCACUGGACAGAUCAAGACUGGGGCACCCUGUCGCUCUGAGCGUUUGGCCAAAUACAAUCAGAUUCUGAGAAUCGAAGAGGAGCUCGGAGACAAGGCUGUUUUUGCUGGAAAGAACUUCAGAAAACCAUUGUCCGAGUAAAUGAUGAUUAAUCAUUUCCUUUACAUCGAAAUGGAUUCAUGCACAUAAAUGCAUAACAAUCCACCGGACAAAAAUUGAAAACCUCUCAAAGCAAUAAUGGAUAAAGUAGAGUGAUGGUGUAAUUUAUAGAGAGAACUUACUGUAGUCACUGAAACUGUAACACUUGAUAAUCAAGUCUUCUACUGUAUUCGGCCAUGUUUGUUAAUGUGGAGUAAAAUAAUAGACCUGAUUAUAUCUUGAGUAAUAAAUAUUAACAACACUCACAAACUAAUCACAAAAGCUGCAUUUGGAGACGGUUAAUAAAAAAUACUCUUAGUGACAGAA